This is a messenger RNA of Panicum hallii, 2200 nucleotides long. Its product is annotated as phosphoribosylamine--glycine ligase-like. The record is from RefSeq and is a predicted model, not a curated record. Lineage: Eukaryota; Viridiplantae; Streptophyta; Magnoliopsida; Poales; Poaceae. The coding region runs from base 371 to 1939 and encodes 522 amino acids. The transcript is spliced from 4 exons. Gene Ontology annotation, molecular function: ATP binding; phosphoribosylamine-glycine ligase activity; metal ion binding. Gene Ontology annotation, biological process: purine nucleobase biosynthetic process.
ACGCCGCCGCCAGAAUCUCUCUCUCUCUCUCUGUGGCUGGUAGUGGUAGGCGCGGCCGCCCCCUGGCUGCUGCCUGCUCCCACUCGCGGCGAGCCGGCGACCACUCCGCGGCGGCGGCGCCCCAAAUCCGCAGCCACAGGCCCUCCCCAGUGAGGCGAGCGGGCGACCGCUCCAGUGAGGGUUCUUGUCCUGCGUGGUCCUUACUUAUUCCAACCCAUCCAUCCUUGGUUCCGUUGGGUUCUUCUUCUUCAGCACUAGUUGGCACACAGGGCUUGUUGCUGCUCAAGAAAGGUGCGGGGCGCAGCUUGUUUUCCAGAAAUUUUGGGGGAUCGAGCGAACCCCCGCGCCGCAAGCCAACCCCGCCCCAGCCAUGGCGUCUGCUGCUUGCAGUAUCAGGGGCCCUCUCAAACUCGCUGCAACGCGCGGCUCCGGUGUGUAUUACUCGUGCAACGGCUACAGGUCUUGGGUGUCUUACCCCGUUGCUCAGGGGUGGAGCAGCAAUUGCUCUUCGGUUGCGACGCGGCAUGUCGCAUCCCAUUGUCACCUGACUCUUCGGGCUUCAGCAAGGUGGCGGUCCAACCUGAAAGCUUCAGCAACCGAUGCGGGCAUUGUUUCUGACGAGAAGAUAACUGUACUCGUCAUUGGUGGUGGAGGCAGGGAGCAUGCUCUUUGUUACGCCUUGAACCGUUCCCCGUCUUGCAGUGCAGUUCUAUGCGCCCCUGGUAAUGUGGGUAUUGCUCAGUCCGCGGACGCAACCUGUAUUCCAGACUUGGACAUCUCCAGUAGCGAUGAUGUUAUCUCGUUCUGUCGCAAGAGGGGAGUGGGAAUGGUUGUAGUGGGUCCUGAAGCACCCCUUGUCGCGGGUCUUGCCAAUGACCUUGUCAAAGUUGGGAUACCAACCUUUGGCCCUUCCUCAGAGGCCGCAGCACUAGAAGGAUCCAAGGACUUCAUGAAGAAGUUGUGUGAUAAGUACAAUAUCCCGACAGCCAAGUAUCGAACAUUUACGGAUGCUGUGGAAGCUAAAAAAUAUGUCAAACAUGAAGGAGCCCCUAUUGUUGUUAAAGCUGAUGGACUGGCUGCUGGAAAGGGUGUGGUUGUUGCUAUGACUUUGGAUGAGGCAUUCGAAGCCAUAGACUCUAUGUUGGUUGAAGGCUCAUUUGGUUCUGCCGGUUCACAGGUUAUCAUUGAAGAGUUUCUGGAGGGUGAAGAAGCCUCUUUCUUUGCAUUGGUAGAUGGUGAAAAUGCAUUGCCUCUUGAAUCAGCACAGGAUCACAAAAGAGUUGGUGAUGGUGAUGUUGGCCCAAAUACUGGCGGUAUGGGUGCGUACUCUCCUGCACCAAUAGUUACAGAUGAGCUCAAGCGCAUAGUCAUGGAAAGUAUAAUUAUCCCUACUGUUAAAGGUAUGGCAGCAGAAGGGUGCAAGUUUGUUGGUGUACUAUAUGCUGGGCUUAUGAUCGAGAAGAAAUCUGGGCUGCCUAAGCUUAUUGAGUAUAAUGUGAGAUUUGGUGACCCAGAAUGCCAGGUUCUGAUGAUGCGAUUGGAAUCUGAUUUAGCACAGGUUCUGUUAUCUGCUUGCCGGGGAGAGUUAGGGAAUGUUUCACUAACCUGGUCACCUGAAAUGGCAAUGGUGGUUGUCAUGGCUAGCCAGGGAUAUCCUGGCUCUUAUAUGAAGGGGACUGUAAUAAAAAACCUCGACAAGGCUGAGCAAGUCUCUCCAGCUGUCAAGAUAUUCCAUGCUGGGACAGCACUAGAUGGAGAUGGCAAUCUUGUCGCUGUUGGAGGCCGAGUUCUUGGUGUCACUGCCAAGGGCAAGGACAUUGAAGAAGCAAGGGAAAGGGCAUAUGAUGCAGUAGACGCUGUCGAUUGGCCAGAAGGAUUCUUCAGGCGUGACAUAGGCUGGAGAGCACUGAGACACAAGGAAGCGGUUAACUACUCAUGAGAUUUUCAUAGAGAACCACAACUACGCCGAGCUUGUACUGUUAUGAGUAAUAAAAAGGGAAACAGUGUAACCCUCACUGCUUUUUGGUUGUGGGAAGAUAAAGAUCUGCUGGUGAAAACAGCAGCAUGAUCAAAUUUUAACAAGUGCUUAUAGCAGCAUGAUUUGGUAGAUGUUUGAACUGAUGUUGUGUUCCGUGCCCAGACAAACACUUGAGUGAAAACAGCACCAUCUGAGUUCUGACCAUUUUUUUUUCUUCCUCAA